AUGCCUCGGAAGAACAGCGACCACACCAGCAAGCUCGAAAUGAAGCAAACCGAAGACCUCCUCGCUUCAGAGAUGAAUCGAUUGUCGAUGCAAGAACGAGCCAAUGCGUUUGCUGAUGUGCAUUGUGUAGGAGAAGAUAUCCAAGAGACCCCUGAAAUGGUUCAGCGAUCGCUUGAGGAAUUUGAAAAUACAGUACAGAAGGAACGGAAUCCUGUCUAUGAGAUGGCCGUGAAUCAGAACAGAGCAUACGUGGAAGACCCUAAGUUUCGCCUGAAGUUCUUGAGGGCCAAGCUGUAUGAUGCUCGCAAAUCUGUCCGACAGAUGAUGAGUUUUCUUGAGCAAAAAGCAAAAUACUUUGGUAAUGAUAAGGUUGCUCGAGAGAUUGAUUUGUCAGAUUUAUCAAAAGAAGAUAUGGAGUUGAUGCUUUCCGGGCUAUACCAUAUCCAAGAGGGAAGAGACAGAAUGGGAAGGGUGAUUGUGCAUUUCUUUGGCAAGAAUCUAAGUACAUGCAAGGCUGAUGAUCUGAUUCGCGCACUUUAUUACAUAUGGUGGGCUAUUAUAAUCCCCCUCCCCGAGGUGCAAAGAAAGGGCGUAGCAGCAAUUUACAACGACACAGCAAGGGAGAACCACGGAAUGCCUGACUUCAAUUUCUUUAAGGAAACCCUACUCUUCUUUACCUCGUUGCCAGUUCGAUUCUCUGUAACGCACUAUUGUCGACAUGCUGAGUUGGGAAGAACUCUUACUUUGAACGACCCGCUACUUAGUUUCGUUCUGGAUAGAUUGCCUACCUAUUUUCGAACAAGAACUCGGAUACAUCAUCGGUCGAGCAUGGAGCUGCAAUAUCAGCUCCAAAGCCAUGGCAUUCCCACCGAUACCCUUCCUUUGGAUGUCGACGGAAACAUUCGUGAGGACAUCCUUAACCUUUGGUUUGACAAGCAUGUCAAGGAAAGCAACCAAAACAAUCUCUUCCACCAAGCCAAGGUUGUUCAGACUGCGCCUGAAGCUAUGGAGGCAGACAACAGCCUUUUGAACCAUGCCCCUGUUGAUGCGAAUGAAGAUGAGGCAAGAAACGCUUUGAUGAAACUCCGGAAGGCCCCUGGUGACCAGAUACGAGGAAGCGAUGGCAACUCGGAGUCCGAUGAUCUAGCGACAGCUGUAAUCAAACCCACUGACAAUGAUCUUUUGUUUGGAAAAGGAUAUCGCCUGCAGAUGCAUCCGGGUAAUAUACGCGUUCGAGAGCAAGUCCUACGAACUAGAGACGAAUAUGAGAAUACUCCGCGAAUGAAGAGACGCGAGAUUUCAAUGCGGUUGGCCCAAAUGUUUCGCAGCAACGGAGUUCGAUUCCUCAAGAAAGCAGAAUCUGGCGAAUGGAUCGAGAGCAGCAUUGUAGAAGCGGACAAAAAGAUAGGUCAGAUAUUUAGGGAGUUUCGGAAGAAAGAGCAAAGAGGUAGACCGAACGCGAGCCGUGCAUAA
Cylindrotheca closterium is the source of this 1473-nucleotide messenger RNA. The record is from the annotation of a GenBank genome assembly. Lineage: Eukaryota; Bacillariophyta; Bacillariophyceae; Bacillariales; Bacillariaceae.